UGCAUCCACUGAGAAUUGGGUAACGGAAAGACCUACGCAGAGGAGCGCGCAGGAUGAUGAUGUCAUGCUCUUCCGCACAUGUGUCUGCUGUAAACACAUGUCUGUAGUUUUUUAAGCUCCUGUCUGAAGUAAGGCGACCCUUCUGAAUAAAGUGUGUGGAUCCAGCAGACAUGAAGGAGGACGUGGGAAGACUUUUAAUUCAAUUUAAAAAUGAAAACGGAGAGGGUCUGGGAACACCUUUUGAUGUUCCUUUGGAUAUAACACCAGAUAAACUGCAGUUAGUGUGCAAUGCCCUUUUACAGGAGGAGGAUCCAGUGCCUUUGGCCUUUUUUGUCCAAGAUCUGGAAAUCGUAACAUCUCUGGAUAAGACGUUGGAGAAGCAAUCAGUUGAAACAGAAAAAGUGAUAGACAUAAUCUAUCAGCCACAAGCUGUGUUCAAAGUUCGUGCUGUAACACGAUGUACCAGCUCAUUGGAGGGACACACCGAGGCUGUUAUUUCAGUAGCCUUCAGCCCAACUGGAAAGUAUUUGGCAAGUGGUUCUGGGGACACUACAGUCCGCUUUUGGGAUCUCAGCACAGAAACUCCACAUUUUACAUCUAAAGGGCAUACACACUGGGUUCUCAGUAUUGCUUGGUCUCCAGAUGGCAAAAAACUUGCCUCAGGAUGUAAAAAUAGUCAGAUCUUCAUUUGGGACCCAAGCACAGGGAAGCAGAUUGGCAAACCAUUAACAGGGCACUCAAAGUGGAUUACAUGGCUGUGUUGGGAACCUCUCCACCUGAACCCAGAGAGCCGAUACCUAGCCAGUGCCUCCAAAGAUUGUACUAUCCGUAUCUGGGAUACAGUUAUGGGCCAGUGUCAGAAGAUCCUUACUAGCCACACGCAGUCAGUUACUGCAGUAAAAUGGGGUGGUGAUGGACUCCUUUAUUCUUCCUCACAAGACAGGACAAUAAAAGCCUGGAGAGCACAGGAUGGAGUCCUUUGCAGAACAUUGCAAGGUCAUGCACACUGGGUUAACACAAUGGCACUCAGUACAGACUAUGUGCUCCGCACAGGGGCUUUUAAUCCAGCUGAUGCUUCUGUAAAUCCACAGGACAUGAGUGGCUCAUUGGAAGUUUUGAAGGAGAAAGCCUUGAAAAGAUACAAUGAAGUCCGGGGCCAAGGUCCUGAGAGACUGGUGUCAGGUUCUGAUGACUUCACGCUGUUUCUAUGGGCCCCAGCAGAGGAAAAGAAGCCCUUGCAGAGGAUGACUGGACAUCAAGCCCUGAUUAAUGAAGUUCUCUUUUCUCCUGACACAAGGAUCAUUGCUAGUGCAUCUUUUGACAAAUCAAUCAAGCUUUGGGAUGGUAAAACUGGAAAAUUCUUGACAUCCUUACGAGGCCAUGUGUCAGCGGUUUAUCAGAUAGCUUGGUCGGCAGACAGCAGACUUUUGGUCAGUGGGAGCAGCGAUAGUACACUUAAAGUUUGGGAUUCGAAGACCAAGAAGCUUUUGAUAGACCUCCCAGGCCAUGCAGAUGAGGUAUAUUCUGUUGACUGGAGUCCUGAUGGACAGAGAGUAGCCAGUGGAGGGAAAGAUAAGUGCCUAAGGAUAUGGAGGAAGUGAGGAGACAACAAAAUAUCACCAGCAGAAAUCUUGAAAAUCAAGGCCACAGAUUGACUAUUUCUAUCCUGUAGAAGGGCGGUGGAUCCUGUGCAUGGUCUGUUCCAACACGACCCAAGGAAAAAAUAUUUUUACAAAUACUUACAAUCUGAUGCUUUAGCCUCGCAGGCCAAUUUAGCAAGGUCUAAGAUGUCUUGUUUCCUGCAGUAUAUUUAAAAACAUACAUGUUAUUUAUAUAUUGCUCUCUGAUGACUGAUGAAUGAAUAAUAAAACAAUACGUUUCAAGAGAUAUUUUAAAACUUAAUUGACGAUUUAAUACAAAAAAAGGACAAAAUGUCUUUCUUGGCUUUAUAUAACAAAAAUAUUCAAUGGCAAGAAGGAAAGGUAUACUCACCGGGAGGAUCGAUUGUAUUUCUUGAUUUCUGAAUUAUUUUGGUUUUGCUCUGCAGCUGUCCAGUUUGGAAUUUCUAUGGCUGGUUGUAACUUUAGCAGACAAGCAGCAGUUUAGAAGUCAGAGGGCCUGUUUACUCAUCUUUCAUUCUAAGCAAUAAAACAAUACAAAUGUAGCUGUGCAGAUCACCAGUAUUUGUUUACUGGGGUCAGUGACCUUAAUUGCCAGGUAUUCUUUUAAAUUGCAUGAUUGAAAUCAUCAUAUUUUGAAUGGUAAUCAUUUUGAAAAAUAGAAAUUGAAGAUCCACUAAAGGGUUGCUAAGUAUAGGUCACUUAAGGACACAUUAAAUAUCAAUUUCAACUUUUCUUUUCUUUUUCUCUCUUUAAUUACAUAGCCAACUAGAGAGAUUGUUUAAUUGCAGCAUAAUUGUAUAUUAUAGGAAUUCUUUUACAAGAAUUUCCUUUUUUUCUCAAAAGCAUCAGUUAAAGGACAUGUAAAGCCUACAUUUUCCUACCAUGUAUAUAAGUUGGGCAUAGCUUUCCCUCCCAAGCCACAUCAUCUGUACUGCAUACACCAGCACCAUCACAUUUUGCUAAUACAAAUAGCAGCUUUUAUCUGGCGGCCAUUUUCCUUCUGACAUAUAUUCAGUAACAUUGACAUCAGCAAACAGGACAUGUAUGCUGUAAAGUUCAUGCAAUGCACAAUCUAGGUUUACACAGGCAGUGCUGCUGGGGUUGAGCACUGUAAUGGUUAAGCUGAGCUCAGUGGAGGUGGUUAGGAGACAAAAUAGGAUCAGACCGCUAGAGUUUCUAUGGUAACCAGCAAUACUAUCUCUUCAUUGGCUGUUAGACUGAAGGGGGUGUGUUUAGUAAUCUGAGCUGAGAAGAACUGAGCAUGCUCAUAAGUUAACAGCCAAAGCAAAUUCCUGAGGGAGGGGGUUAUAGGAGGAGAAGAAUUUCUAAGUGAUCAAGGAGAUGCUAAAGCCUUACUGUUAACCUUUUAAUAACCAGAGUGGCAGUUAUCUAAAGGCUUCAAAGAGGUUGUUCACUAAUUUAAAAAAAAUAAUAAUAAUUUAGACAUGCUUCCCAGGUGCUCAGUCAUGUGACUUGUGCUUUGAUGAACAACAGUCUCUCUUUACUACUGCACUGUAAGUUGGAGUGAUAGCACCCCCCAGUAGCCCAUCAGCAGAGCAAUGACACUUGAAUUGCUAGGUGUAGAUGUGAGAAAAGCACUUAAUAGUAAAAUGCCAAGUCCCACCAUGACUCCUUCAAUUAUACACAGUAGGAGAAACAAUAGCUUAUCUGAAAGCAGUUACAUUAUGAAGUGUUGUUUUUUUUUUCCUGAAAGCACAGGAUCAGGCACAAUGACAUAGAUUGCAGCUCCGCACACCAGUGUUACAACUAAAAAAAUGCAUUUGUUGGUUCAGGAGUUAAUUAUUUGUAAUGUAAACAGUGUAUUUCAUGAAUAAAAACGGCUCCAUAAAAA
Messenger RNA from Xenopus laevis (African clawed frog), 3474 nucleotides. It is a transcript of the gene nle1.S, whose product is annotated as notchless homolog 1 S homeolog. Gene Ontology annotation, cellular component: nucleolus. The record is from RefSeq and is a predicted model, not a curated record. Gene Ontology annotation, biological process: Notch signaling pathway; ribosomal large subunit assembly. NCBI's taxonomy places the organism in Eukaryota, Metazoa, Chordata, Amphibia, Anura, Pipidae. Bases 171 to 1601 code for a protein of 476 amino acids. The transcript is spliced from 13 exons.